UCUGUCUGUUUUUCUUGCCUUGAGGCUUCAGUUAAUUAAAGUUGAUUACCCCAUUUCUCUUAGAAAAAAAUUGAAAAUACAUCCCGAAACAACUAAUCAAAAUAUUUACAUAACGAAUUUCCAAUACCAUUGCGCGUGUCGUCUAAAAAUAGAUCUUUUCGAUUAACACAAUGGAGGACAGUGAGAGACGAUGGAACAUUGUUUAUGUUCCUAGCAACAACUUUGAACCUCAUCUUAGAAUCUUUUUUUCAAUGGACACGGCAAAGAAAAUUAGAGAACUAAAAGAAUUAUUAUUAAAAUUUCUUGGCAAGGAACAUUUGGCAUUAUCCCAAAUCGCCAUUGCUUCUUUUCGUAAAGAUUGGAUAUACCGGGCAUGUGAUAAAUUCGAACAAUGUAAAAUUGCUAUACUAAUGGACGAUAUAGAACUGACAGAUUUGAAUCUGUUCGCUUUCGAGAUCAAUAGUCCACCGAGUGGCUUUAAAUGUGCACAGUGCCUUCAAGAAUGCGAUAAUGAAUGGACAAAGCACGAAAGUGGAAAAAAUUGCUUCUUUUUCAUGAGCGAUAUUUGUAUAAAGAAUUACUUCCAGAAAGAUGCGAAGUUUCAUCUAUGCCCUGUAUGUAACGAAAAAAUGACGCAAUCAUCGUUCAUUAAAACAGGGACAAUUAUACCUUCCGUUGAGCUAUACAACGUUCCUAUUAUUUUAAUGCACGACAAGAAAAGCUUUGGGUAUCCAAGAUUGCUGAAACUGCCCUACAGUACCUACGUUAGCGACUUAUUUGAAAUUGUUAAGAAAGUCGUCCCACAAGGAAAAUAUUCUCUGCACAAAAUGUGGUUGACGGAGGUUAGAUCUGAUAAUUUCUUGGAAUACGCAAUCGCAGAAACUGGCUGCGAAAUACCUAAAACUGGCCAAGUUUGCAUAUUUCAUAAAGCAAUUACUGUGCAGUAUCAUGGCAGCCUUCCAAAAAUCUCACCACCUAUUCUUCACCGCAUUGAUACGAAACAAUCACCACACUAUCCAACUUCUCUUUUUGACACUUCGCAACUUGCCAGUGGAACAAAUAAUCCAUCCAAAAACUCAACUCUACCGAAAGCAUUCGAGAAGGUUGAGGAUCCCAAAGUUGAUGAUCCUCAGCUUUCCAACACUAUUUUUACUGUGAAAGAUCCUAAAUUUACGGUUCUUAUCUGGCCCAAAAUUAAUAUUGAUCUAGAAGAAAAUUUUCGAGUAACAGAACAUUCGAAAAUUGAUGUUCCGACUUGGAUGAGUGAUGACUUUCCUGAGGUGCAAAUGACUACUAAAAAAGAUCGUAAUUCUGAAAUUGGGGAUUCAAACUCACCAGGACAAAUUCUUGCAAACGCUUUGAAUGAAAUCGAUACUCAAACUGAAAUCUGGGAAGAUUAUUUUGGUUUUCAAUAUAAAAUCGACGAGACAGAUGGUAAGAAGUGUUACAAAUGCACAACGGAAAAAGUUUGGUCUUUAUUCCCCAAUAAAAUCGGAGAACAGCCUCUCAAGAUUCCUUAUUUUCACGAUCUGUCUAUUGGCAAGAGUUUUAAAUCGAUUUACAUCGACGUCAAUGGAAACCCUGUGGACUACAAGAUUCUUGGACCAAUCACUGUUACAGAACAAUAUGGAAAUGAACUGAUCAUAAGAACAUGUGCGAGUUUUAGAUCCAGUCAUUAUUUCGUCACUGGACAAGUUCUAUUCAUGAAAAGCGACGAUUUUUUUACGCCCUAUGGUAUUAUCACGUGUUCGCUUCCGGAAGAAAACGAGUAUCGAUAUAUAAUUUCAAAUUAUAAGCAGCAAACUUUUUGCUUGAGCUGCGAAGAUACAAUCCAAGAGAUUCCAUUUAACAGAAUGCAUUGUUCCAUCGCCAAAGAUGAAGAUUUUGAUGUUUGUUAUUGGGAACAACGCGUCGAAAACGAGGAGCGACUAUUGAAAUACUUGAAUAGGAAUUGUGAAGUGGUUUAUACAUGUUGCGAUACCGCUUUUCAAGAAUGCGACCCUAUGAAUAUUACUUGGCAUUGGCUAGGAGAUGGGCAUGAAUGAUGUUUAUAUAUUUUCCUCAAUUAAUAAAAGCAGCAAAAUCUACAAUUUUAAGUUAAUAUUUGUGUGCUGCGGUCUAAAAUGAAAUAUUUCCUUACUUUAAAAAAAAAUUAUAUCUUUUAGGUAGAUUUGAUAAG
Messenger RNA from Belonocnema kinseyi, 2179 nucleotides. RefSeq lists its product as uncharacterized. The record is from RefSeq and is a predicted model, not a curated record. Bases 171 to 2045 code for a protein of 624 amino acids. The transcript has 6 exons. Lineage: Eukaryota; Metazoa; Arthropoda; Insecta; Hymenoptera; Cynipidae.